UCCCCUCUGAGAAAGAUCAAUCUGUUCGCUAGAUUGGUGCGGAAGACUCAACCUGUUUCUGAAUUCCAUUUCCACCUGCAGAUUGAGCAGGCACAGCCGCACACUGAGAACUGGGGAUGAGCGAGGCAUGGAGGAGGUAGGCAUGGAGCGCACCGCCUGCAAGCGCCCGCGCGCCGCGCUGGACGGCGGCUCGGCGAACGCCGCGGCGGCGUGGCGGACGUGCCGGGUGGCGCGCGCGGCCGCCGGGGGCAAGGACCGGCACAGCAAGGUCGUGACGGCGCGGGGGCUCCGGGACCGGCGCGUCCGGCUCUCGGUACCCACGGCCAUCCAGUUCUACGACAUCCAGGACCGCCUCGGCGUCGACCAGCCCAGCAAGGCCAUCGAGUGGCUCAUCCGCGCCGCCGGCGCCGCCAUCGACGAGCUCCCGUCGCUGGACUGCUCAUUCGCCCUCCCCGCAGCCGGCGCCGCCUCCUCUCCACCGGCAGCCGGAGACGACGCGGAGGUCAGCACCUCCGAGACCAGCAAGAGCUCCGUGCUCUCACUCGCCAACGCCCCGGCCGAUAACGCCUCUGCCAGCGCUCACCAAGCCAACCAUGCCUACAACGGCAACGCCGGCGGCAGCGGCGGCGCGUUCGCCGAGCUCCUGCACUGCUCCAACGACAGCAAGCCAAUGCAGCAGCAGCAGCAGCCGACGCUCGCCUACUAUGCCGCGCAGCUUCCUAGCUCGCACGCCGCGCCGGCCAUGCCCUUCGAGACGAUGCCCCAGCUGGCCUUCCUCCAGGAGCAGCCGCACCCCGCCGUCGGCUUCGACCGGGGCACACUUCAGUCCAAUGCCGCCAUCGCUGCGCCGCUGUGGCCGCCAUCUCAGCAGGCGUGCUUUCUGCAGAGGUUCGCCGCUGCUCCGGCUGAUGCCGCUGGACUGCCGUUCUUUCUUGGAGGCGGCGCUGCUGCUCCUCCGGUGACGGUCAAUGCAGAGCCGAGGCUGCAGCUCUGGGACUUCAAGCAGGAAAGAAAGACCUGAAAUGUGGCACCUCAUAUGACUAUUUCUUGGAGAGUCGACUGUAACAGUGUUUGCUGCUGGCCUGCUAUACCAAGUCAUGGCUGAGGCUGACCAGCAAGACCAAAAUCUGAACAACAAAGACGCUAGAACUGAAGAUAUCAGCAUGAGGAAGAUAUGCAAAACUGAAUUGUAUCACCAUAUCUUUCAUUCGUCACUUGUGUCAUUCACUUACAGCGUGCGGCUUGUUUGUGACUUCUGUUGCUGCGAUGAGAUACCACUUGUUAUCUUUCCUUGAUCAGUUGUUGUACUCUGGUAACUUGACACUGCCGCCGCCAUCCUCGCUGCGGGAAUCCGCAUUCCACGUUCCAUCCCUCCGUCCAGACCUCCGCUCCGCUUCCUACCGAAGCAAGACAUGAGGCGCGCGGUUUGUUGCCCUCCAAGCGGGAGGGAGCAGCCGGGAGCUCGACUUCACGCCGGGAGCCCGGCAAUGGCGGUUCGUCCUGUUCUUGUUAUCUUGUAGCUUGUUUGGCACGUGAUUUAACUUGACGCCGUAGCUAUCUCAUACUGCUAUGCUUAGGCUGAUACGGCUUGAUUUGAAAAACUGGGAAUAAUCCUCUGCUGCUAUUUUUUUUCCU
This is a messenger RNA of Setaria italica (foxtail millet), 1635 nucleotides long. Its product is annotated as transcription factor PCF8. Lineage: Eukaryota; Viridiplantae; Streptophyta; Magnoliopsida; Poales; Poaceae. Bases 128 to 1021 code for a protein of 297 amino acids. Gene Ontology annotation, cellular component: nucleus. Gene Ontology annotation, molecular function: sequence-specific DNA binding; DNA-binding transcription factor activity. The transcript has 2 exons. The record is from RefSeq and is a predicted model, not a curated record. Gene Ontology annotation, biological process: regulation of secondary shoot formation.